GCAACUAAUUGUAGCUGAGCUCCAUUUUUUUUUUAAAAAAGUCUAAGCUCCAGUUUGUGACGAGGAGCUACAGCCAGUAGUGGCUGCAUGCUCAUGGCGAUGGAGGAGAACUUGUCGUGGUGGCCGCUGCCGGCAUGGAUGAGCCCCGGCGCGGCGCUGUUCCUGUUCUGCAACGUGCUCGUCGGCGCCAUCGUGGUCACCUCCCGCGGGGGGCAGGGCGCGUCCACAACGCGGAGGCUCUGCCGCAGCGCGUCGUCCAUGGUCCUCGGCCGGCUCCGGUCCUUCACCAUGUUCUCCGUCCUCUUCGAAGAGGGCUACCACCCGUCCCUGGAACUGGAAGCCGAGGAGGAGCAGCAUCAACCGGCCGUCGCGGAACCAGCGAGCGCGGCCGCCGCCACAGCAUCGACGGCGUCCGAGAGCGCCGCCGCUGAGGAAGUGGCUGGAGGCAACGGGAAGGACAACAUGCCCGUCUGCUCGGAAGAGGCUCAUGAGCCGGCACGGCAAUCGUCACCGCCAUCAGCUGCUGUCUCCACGGCCGCCGCCGAGGCAACAGCGGCAGCGGAGCGGCCGGCGGCGACGGUGGCGGAGUCGAUCAUGCAGCGCGCGCGAGCGUGCCGGCGGGAAGUAGUGGAGGAAGCACUGGAGGGGAAAGCGGCGCUGAACGCGCGGGCGGAGCUGUUCAUCCGGCAGUUCCGGGAGGACCUCAAGCUGCAGCGCCUCAACUCCAUUGUCAACUACACCCGCGCGCUCCGCCGCGGCGUCGGCCAGUAGAUGUGCUUGAACGGCCUUUCCUUUUCUAGCAACCUGAUACAGGGUUUAUCCCUUUUUGGCAGAAAAAUUGCUACCUGCUUCAUUUUAAUAAUGUUCUGCGUUCCAGAGCAGGAUAAUGACAAAU
Molecule: messenger RNA, 895 nt
Organism: Panicum virgatum (switchgrass)
Lineage: Eukaryota; Viridiplantae; Streptophyta; Magnoliopsida; Poales; Poaceae
Exons: 1
Coding region: 88-771 (227 amino acids)
Source: RefSeq, a predicted model, not a curated record